GGACGAGUUACUAUUCAGAACACUGUCUGAAUGCAUUGUGUGCACUGUGUCAUCAGGAAGUCAUGAUGUAGUGGAGUAAAGUUAUCGAACAUGAAACUCUUUGUAAAUAAAUGAAGGUAAACAAUCUCAGAGAUGGCGAAAUUACAGCAUCAAGUGAGCUUUGCUGAGGAGAUAGAGUAUAAAGAGCUGAAGUUUGAAGGGGUUGUUGGUAAAGGUGCAUUUGGUGUCGUCAGUAAAGUCAAAUGGAGAGGAAAGUAUGUUGCUGUCAAGAUGAUCGAAUCCGAAGAGGAAAUCAAGGCAUUUAGGGUUGAGGUACGACAGCUAUCUCGUGUGUAUCAUCCGAACAUUGUGACUCUGUAUGGCGCUUGCACUAGACACCCUGUAUGUCUAGUCAUGGAGUAUGCUGAGGGUGGAUCAUUAUAUAACAUACUGCAUGGAGGACCCCCUAAAGCUAUCUACACAGCAGCUAAUGCAAUGAGUUGGGCAUUCCAAUGUGCUAAAGGAGUUGCAUAUCUACACUCUAUGACUCCAAGGGCACUUAUUCACAGAGAUCUCAAGCCAGCAAAUCUUUUACUAAUGGCUGGAGGUACAGUGCUGAAGAUAUGUGAUUUUGGAACAGCGUGUGAUAUUCAGACCCAUAUGACAAACAAUAAGGGAAGUGCUGCUUGGAUGGCACCAGAAGUAUUUGAAGGGAGUAACUACAGUGAGAAGUGUGAUGUAUUUAGCUGGGGGAUCAUCCUAUGGGAAGUGAUCUCUAGAAGGAAACCAUUUGAUGAGAUUGGUGGUCCUGCAUUCCGUAUUAUGUGGGCAGUACAUGAAGGAACCAGACCACCUAUGAUUCGGUCAAUUCCUAAACCACUGGAGAAACUUAUGACAAGGUGCUGGGCUAAAGAGCCACCUCAGAGACCUGCAAUGGCUGAAGUAGUUGGUGUCAUGUCUAAUCUCAUGAAGUACUUUGAUGGCCAUGAGCAGCCGUUGCGAUAUGAAACCACAGAGGAAGUUGAGGGUGGACUACAGACUCAAGACUCCUGUUAUUCUUCAAGUCAUUCUACAUACUCAAGAACAGGAAGUACUACUCAUAAUACAGUCAUUAAAGCUUCAGACAGAACAGAAGUAGUAGAACAAGAACAAGAGGUUACAGUCAUUAAAGCUCCAGACAGGACAGAAGUAGUGCAACAAGAACAAGAGUAUACGCCACCAUCUAAUGUCAUCACUACACAAAGACUAAGACUUGACAGCUCAUCAAGAAAGAGAGACCCAGAGUAUAACAAAAAGAGACGAUCCGCUGAAGUUCUUGGCUUCAAGAGACAAGAAGACCAGUGGGAGGAGAAACAAUCAACUCCGCCUAAUCCUCUAAUACAUGGGUUUGUAUGGCCACAAACCUUACCAGAGUCUUCCGUAACUUACACUCAUCGCCGUUCUAAUUCCCAUGGCAAGAUCGAUUCCUUCUUAGAUAUCCCAAACCCAGUACCCAUUAUUCAAUCUGUGCCUUCAACCCCAACCACCCACACCUCGCCUUCAUCUUCUACUGUCUCAGCAUAUGCUGUACCCAGAGUUACCCCACUUCAACGCCCACAUUCCAGUCACCUUCCUCACUCACAAACAGCCCCAUAUGACUUGUAUGAGUUUGAUCCCAUGAAUAUGAAGCAACGAUCUAACUCUGAUGAUGGUACGUUCCUUAGUUCUGAUGAGAGGUCUUCAUUGACUGGGUUGAGUCAUAGUGUACAAGUCUUGCCUCAGGUUAGCGAUGAUACACAGAGACACACAUCUUAUCUUACUACUCAGCAGUUUGGUAAAGGAGAAAGACCUGUCCGUAGUGUCUCAAUGGAACAUAAACACUCUGGUACCUUUGAGGAAGAGACUGUUAUUCCUAUGGCAUAUAUGACUCUGGAUCACCAUCUUAGGCCUCUUGAGCCCAACCCUAAUUCCAGAGAGUCAAUGGAAAUCUUUGCUACACACCGACAGGCUGCCCAGGAGCUGGUUAGAAUACAGACAGAAAUGGCUCUCUUUCAUCAAAGAAAGAAAGAGUUAGCGGAUCAGCUAGAUCAAGAUUGGAAGGAUCAGCAAGAUAGUUUGAGAAUGAUUGAUGAGCAUAAUGAGUUACAACGAGAAAAGGAGACACUGAUGGAAGUACACAAGAAUCUAAGAUCUCAACUUGAUAUAAUCAGAGCCCAAGUUCAACGCAAACAGAAGUUACUUGGUAGAAAGUUGUAACCAAUUGAUGAUUGAGAUCAACUCCAAACAACCCUUUGCCUGACUUCACAUACUGCUACUGGUGCUCACAUGGUCAGCCAGUGGUCCACCCAUGGUCCACCCAUGGUCAGCCCAUGGUCAGCCCAUGGUCAGCCCAUGGUCAGCCCAUGGUCAGCCCAUGGUCCGCCCAUGGUCCACCCAUGUCCACUCAUGUUAAGAGUUGGUGUGCAUCUAUAACUGCUCAUGUGACACUUAACAUGGGCGGAAGUAUUCUUUAUCUGUGAUUGCUGAUAUAAAUCUCAGAAAUCUAAGAAAAUGCUUUGUAUUUAAGAAAGUCUUACUUUUAGUGUAAACUUUUAUGUUUUUUAAUCGGUUAUAAAUUAGACUAUUAUCUUUUAAAAUAAAUGUUUCUUUCAAGACAGCUAUAUUUUUAAACUGAUCAAAGUUUUACAGAAUUUAAGAAUGAGGUAAAAAUUGCUUCUUUCUCUCUCAAUUUUGUUAAUUUUAUAGUUAAAUAAUAGGACAUUUCUUUCCCACAAUACUUAUGCAUGAAUAAAAGAAAGUUAUCCCAACCUUGAAGUUUUAAACAUGGAUUACAAGGAAUUUAAAAUUUCAAGAAUAUUACUUGAGGCUUAUCAUGAUAUACCAAUGCGUUGGAGUUUUAUUGUUUUCAUUUAUUCUCUUGUUUAAUAAAGACUUGAAAUUAGCUGACAUCAAACAGUUGUAUAUUGAAGAAAUAAAUAAACUGAAUAAUACAAAAUGUUGUUGGUA
Molecule: messenger RNA, 2964 nt
Organism: Asterias rubens (European starfish)
Lineage: Eukaryota; Metazoa; Echinodermata; Asteroidea; Forcipulatida; Asteriidae
Product: mitogen-activated protein kinase kinase kinase 7-like
Exons: 18
Coding region: 133-2214 (693 amino acids)
Biological process (GO): positive regulation of canonical NF-kappaB signal transduction; JNK cascade; protein phosphorylation
Molecular function (GO): ATP binding; MAP kinase kinase kinase activity; magnesium ion binding
Source: RefSeq, a predicted model, not a curated record